AAAAGAACUCCUGUGUCCCGCGCCACCGAACAAAAUCUUCCUUGUUGCAGCAGAUCAAGCGCAUCGGCAUCUGCUCAGACCUCAUCCAUCUCCCUCCUUAACUUUCCCUCCAAAGGAAAAGCAUCUCUCGCGCCUAGGCCAUCAUCGUAGCCCUCGACUAAACUAAACUAAACUAAAAGCAAGACAGUGAGCGCCCUUUUUCUUCCGUUGCUCCAUGGCCAUGGCUUCCCGACCGCCUCUUCAUCGUCGACGUCGUCUUCCCCUCGUCCCACUCCUCGUUCUGCUCUGCCUCUCUCCGGGAUGCGCUGCCGGGAGAGUCCCGGUUUCGGUCUACUACGAAACGCUGUGCCCGUUCUGCUCCGCGUUUGUCGUGAACGACCUCUCCAGGAUCUUCCGCGACGGGAUCUUCUCCAUCGCUGACCUGCGGCUCGUCCCUUUCGGCAAUGGGCGUGUCUCGGCCGACGGAACCGUCACUUGCCAGCAUGGAGAGGACGAGUGCCAACUCAACGCUAUAGAAGCUUGCGUGAUCAGAAUAUGGCCUGACGCGGAGCAGCAUUUUCCUUUCAUUCAAUGCGUUGAGCAUUUAGCACUGACUCGGAAAUGGGACGCCUGGCAGUCUUGCUUUCAUGAAACUGGUCUCGCUUAUCAACCUGCUAUUGACUGCUACAACUCAGGGUAUGGAAGGCAGCUCGUACUCCAGUAUGCUGCUGAGACAAAUGCUCUGCAGCCUCCUCAUCGGUUUGUACCUUGGGUGGUCGUCAACGGCAAACCGCUCGGUGAUCGUCUACAGGAUUACAUGAACUUUGAGGCAUACAUCUGCAGCGCUUAUGACGGCAAGCUUCCAAAGGCAUGCAAGGGGAAGCACCUAGCAAUUGCUCAGGAGACGAAAGCCAGCCGAGGAGACAAGGUGCAUAAGGUUCAACAUAAGCCAAGAAAGAAAUCAAGUUAUGGACACAAUUUAAUUGGAGCAAAAGGCCUUGAAUGUGCUAAAAAUGGUGCACUGGACACUGUCCGGUGCACAAGGGCCGUACAACUUCAAACCAGCCACUUUCGAGAAAAUGGAGGCAUGCUCCGCUAUAAUUCACCGGACUGUCCGGUGAGCCAACGGAGCAACGGCUCUCUGCGCGACAACGGUCACCAGCCACGAUAAACAGUGCAAGUCAAAAGUCAGAGUGCAGAAGUCAGAGGGCACCAGACUGUUUGGUGCAGCUAGAAGACAAAUGUCUCCAACAGUCAACUGAUCAUAACCCUAACGGUUGCGCUGACGUGGCGCGCACCGGACAGUGCACA
This is a messenger RNA of Zea mays, 1290 nucleotides long. RefSeq lists its product as uncharacterized. The record is from RefSeq and is a predicted model, not a curated record. Gene Ontology annotation, molecular function: oxidoreductase activity, acting on a sulfur group of donors, disulfide as acceptor. The transcript is spliced from 6 exons. Lineage: Eukaryota; Viridiplantae; Streptophyta; Magnoliopsida; Poales; Poaceae. Bases 215 to 1150 code for a protein of 311 amino acids.